AUGAGCACGCGGGGUGGCGUCGCUCCACUUCCCCGGCAGGAGGAGGAGAGAAAGCAAGGGGGUAAAGCGGAGAGGGGUGGCUCGGCGUGCGGAGGGGAGGGGAAAGGGCGCCAGGCUCGGCCGCCACACCUGUGGGCCGCGCUGCCCCUCCGCCCUUCAGUGGCCCUGCGUGCCGGGGCCGCUCACCGGGUCGCUCUAACGCAGCUCUCUCUGUCUCUCCUCCCCCUCCAUCUUCCUCUCCCUUCUGCUCCUCAUUCAUUCUUCCCCCUUUCCCGCCCCUUCCCUGUUGCAGGCGGAGCGGGCCCGGCAGGAGGCGGAGCGGGCCGCCGCACGUCCCCCGGCCGGUCGGCCGGCCCCCCCGCCAUGGGUCGGAAGCGCUGCGUGGGGGGAGACGGCUCCAAGAUGGCGGCGGGUUGCUGCGGGGUGAAGAAGCAGAAACUCUCCAGUUCCCCUCCGUCGGGCUCGGCCGGCCCGGGAGGCGGCGGCAGCGGCUCCCGCUGCGGCGGGGCGGCGGCGGCGGGGGGCGAGCCGGGGGCGCUGCCCCCGCCCGGGGGCCCCCGCCUGAACGGCCUCGGGGGGCUGGCGGGGGGCGCCGCCGGCUGCGCCCUUUCCCCGCCGCUGCCGCCCAGCUGCGGCGGGGGCCCCGCCGGCCUCUCCCCGCCGGCCUCCUCGCUGCUCUCCUCCCCGGGCGCCGGCUCCGGCGGGCCCGGCUGCAGGAAGAUGGUGGUGUCGGCCGAGAUGUGCUGCUUCUGCUUCGAUGUGCUCUACUGUCACCUGUACGGCUACCAGCCCCCGCGGAGCCCCCGCUUCACCAACGACCCCUACCCACUGUUUGUAACGUGGAAGAUCGGUCGAGAUAAGCGAUUGCGUGGAUGCAUAGGUACUUUUUCUGCCAUGAACCUGCAUUCAGGACUCAGGGAGUACACACUUACUAGUGCCCUUAAAGAUAGUCGUUUCCCCCCAAUGACGAGGGAUGAGCUGCCACGGCUUUUCUGCUCAGUGUCUCUACUCACUAACUUUGAAGAUGUAUGUGACUACAUGGACUGGGAGGUGGGUGUACAUGGCAUUAGAAUAGAAUUCAUCAAUGAAAAAGGAUCAAAACGUACCGCCACCUACUUACCGGAGGUUGCAAAGGAGCAAGGUUGGGACCACAUUCAAACCAUAGAUUCCUUAUUGAGGAAAGGAGGCUACAAAGCUCCAAUUACCAAUGAAUUCAGGAAAACAAUAAAGCUAACCAGGUACCGUAGUGAGAAGAUGACGAUGAGCUACACAGAGUACCUUGCCCAUCGUCAGCAUCAUCACUUCCAAAAUGGUAUUGGGCACCCCCUUCCACCAUACAACCAUUAUUCCUGACACUGAGCCGCAUGACCAGUCACUGGACCUCUCUGCAGACCUCUUCCCAGGAGACCCUGCCCCUUCCUGGUCUAGCUAUCUCUAUUACUGUACCAUUUUAUGAUGAUAGUUUCCGUUGCCAUGUUGAAGCUCCUUGGGUGGUGAAGCUCCUCAUGGCAACGGGAGGGAAAACUGCAUUGCUACCAAGAUCCCAUCCUUUUUUAUUAUUGAGUCACUGCAGAUUUUUUUGCAGCAUCUACAGCCCUUGGGUUUUUUAUGAAAUUGUCAAUUUCUACUUCGUUACCAUUGAAUUCUAUCAAUCAAGGCUUUCUGUGACUGUGGAUGGAAGGAAGAGUGUAAGGGUUACAGUUAGGGAUGCUUUGCCGAGCGAAAAGGCUUUUGCGUGGAUAGGUGUGACAGGGAAUGGAACAUAUCACAUUCAGGUAUUCUGUUAGACAAUGAACUGCGUUUUCAUAACCUUGCUGAUCGUGUUGUGUACAAAUAUCUCACCCCCACAGUGAAGAUUUCAUGUAGCUACAUACAUGAUCUUCAGAUCCAGCGCGUACAGCCAAAAUGUCGAAGCUGACGUACAAAAUGCUUGUUUGGGAUGAAGAGAAGCAAUUCUGUGUACAAGAGGUGAUGUUAAGGUGGCAGUGCUUUCAGAAUCGAGUGCUCUGACUGACAGGGCACGACACAGCCCAGCAGGCACCCGGCUGCCUCCGUCUCCCCCUCUGCUGGGAGCACAGGGCAGCCCAGGCUGGGAUGGUUACGAGCAGACGAUGCCUUUCUCAUGAUCUCAAAUUUAGGAAUGACGUUUGUUUUUCAAAACAGGUUGGUGAGUAGCAGAUGUCUUAUUAGGAAGAAAAUGGAUUUAGAUUUUAGUGCCUUUGCCUAUGACAUAACUAUAUACUUAUAUAUAAAACUCAUAGAAGAAAUAUAGCAAAUAUGCCAGCCAUUCUGAGGCUCUGUGAGCAGAGUCUGCUCUGGCAGCAGCUGCCUGGGGAUUUUUUUUAAAGUGAGAUGUUGUGGGGGUUUUUUAACUAGCAAACCUGUUGUGGAAAAGAAAAACCCCUGGUUCAUUCUUCUGCUUUUGAACUUGUUGAGUUUUCUCCAAUCAUGACUAGCUAGAUAGAGUUCAUUAUUGUUUUUAAAACAUAAACUGUUGUGAAAGAGCACAGGGCAAGAACGCCACAAUUGUACACGUGUUCAUCCAUGGCAGGAAUAGUACUUGAGAGCUCUAAGUACUGUGUAAUAGUAGUGAUACCCCUCCACACGGUAGAAGAAAGAAAACGGAUUGGAGCUUUUUCCUGCUCUAAAACUAGGAUUUAGAGAAAAGGUGUGAGUUGAGUGGAUCAUUUGCGAGCCCAGGAUGUGGCAGGAGCGAGCUCCUCGCCCGCGUGCCUGCAGAACUCCCCCAGUACCUGUCGCAGUUCAGUGCAUGUUCUAGAGGACAACACAUGCCAUCUGUUACAGAAAAGACCUUCCUAAUACAAGUGAGUGAAAGAUAAGCAGCAAUUGCAGCUAUUUUGAAUCAGAAAUGUGUGUAACGUAGAGACACGUACAAGUCAAAUAGAGAAAAUGAAUUCAAUCAGGCUAACUGGAAGAGUGUUUCAAAAGGGUUUCCAAAGCAGGAGUGGAGAAACUACGCUCAUCCCUUACUUAAGGUUACCUUUGUGACUUAGUUUCUACGGAGGUUCUCGUAGAAGGUCUUUGGUGUUCCUUCAUCCACAGCAUUUGAUGUCCAAAUAUUAACAUUUUCAGUUGUGAUGCCUUAAUUUCUAAGCAGAGGGCCUGAGAUUUCAGGAGCCAAGAGAUGCCAGCCAAAAGCUGCAAAAAUGAAUAGAUGUUUAUACAGAGGCUAUUUUGGAUGAUACUGUUGUCUUGUUUCUACUUGGGGAACACUUUGAAAUGGAAUUAGUCUUCAAGUGGAAAUUAUGAACGAGUGGCUACCUGAUAGAGUUGUGUUUUUGGGUUGUUGGGUUUUUUUUUCCUUGCCCUUAUAGGGAAACUGAGCACAAACUGAAUUGUUCUGCUGCAAAAAAAGAGUCAUCCCACCCCAUUGUUUAUCUGUCAUCUCGUUACAGCACGCUCAUGCCUCUGGAUGAGUUCAUUGUUAGAAGUUUUUUAGAAAGAUCUAUUAUAUAUUAAGAAUCUCUAUGUAUUGAAAGGUGCUAAUCAACCUCAAGCAGGUCACGUGACUGGUCAUGCGGAUCUAGAAACCAUAUCAGAUUUUUUAACAGAUCUUCGAUAUAUGCAGAUGUUAUACAGAAUUUCUUACCAGUGUAAUAAUGAUAUACCGAGGAAUAAACAAUCCUGCAGGGUUUCAAGGACAAGGUCAGCAAUACUUCCCACCAUGGCUUGGGGGAGAAAAGGAUCGUUUUUGUCUCCUUUUUGUAUCCAGCAGAAUGCACAAUGCAUUUUUUUUUGUCUAUCUCUCAGUAGCUGUUGCUUCAAACUCUAGUGAAAAGGGUGUUAUACAAACUGUAAAGGUGUGCUUUCGAAACGAGGCAAUGCCAGACCCUUCUGGACCAGUUUUGUAUCACCGAUUAAAAAGCUGUUACAGAGGCUGUGGUCAGUCAGAUUGUAUGAUACUGGUUUCUUGAAACGACUGGAACAAGCAGUGUAUCUAGUGUUUUAGGGCACCUACCUCCUCAGCAUGCAAGUGCUGAACACGCUACGGAUUGUUUCUGUGUAAUCGUGGGUUGCUUUGUACCAGACGUGCAGUUCACUGUGACAUGCACUGGGACAGAAUAGGUCUGUUGGCUUAAAGCUCAUCAACAAUUGCUUUUCUAACUGUCAUUCCCUCAUAGGUAUGUUUAGUACCCUUUUAGAUAUAUUGCUGGCUUUAGAUACAGAUUGUUUAACUCUGUGUUUCAUUUGGGGUACUUUACCAGAAGUUAAGGUACAACCAAGUAGCUUAUUUCACUGUUUUUUAAGUUGGGAUGCUGGUUCUUUACGAGCACUACUCAGUUUGCCUUAUUCCAUUAAAGAGAUUGUUGGGGUUUUCCUUUUCAAUUAACGUUCCAAAAACCCCCCUGUUCUGUAAACUGAGGUGGAGACAAACAAAACCGUAGACUUGAUGUGAAACUCUUAAACUUAAGUCACUCUUCAAGUGGCCUUCCUUCUGCCCGGACUGCCGUAGCACUGACUUCUCACCAUCUUGCCCCCCACCACUGAGCAGAGCAGGGGGAGGACACACUGGAGUUCUGACCUCAGAUGAUACACUAUGAACUGGAGGCAGUCGAGCCCCUUUGCACACCCUGCUGUUUGUAUACGGACCUCUCUACUUGUCUUCAAACGUGCAGGUUUCUCAACUUGUUGUCUGGAGUAGGUGACAUCUCUUAAUGUGUUGUUAGAUCGAACCAAAGAAGCCUCCAGCCAUGCCCAAAUGCUGCUCCUAAAGCCUGCCUUCCAGUCCUCCCAAAAGCCCUGCAGGAUUAAAUGUGUUAAACUUUUUUAUUUUUGUACAGUUUCUAACUGAUUUUUUGCUAGUGACGUUAAUUACGUUUCUCUGGGGGGCCUGGGUGGCUCCUCCGUUGGAAUAAACUGGUGACUUUCCUUUUAUGUUUAAGAAAAUAAAAAGGUUUAAAAAAAAUCACAAAAAAAAAAAAAAAAGAGAAACCCAAAGUGUGCCUCUCUCAAGAUUUAAGGGUUUCUGGUUACAAUUAUUCUUAAGACCAGCAAUGAUUCUUUAUAUACAAAGAUAUGUUUUCCUCGUUUUUUAUUACUGUUCAAGAAGAAAAAGGAAGAACCUCUUUCUUUGCUCUGCACCCAGUAAUUGUGCUGGUACAUAAACGCACUGAGAUAAACAAACUUUGGUUUGGAACUUUUGUAACAACUUAUGACUGUUUUUGUAUAUCAAAGUUGAUUCUUUUCAAGAUAUUUGGAUCUAGUUUCUAAGUUAUUUUAGUGUUUUAUAUGUUACAAGAAAAAAAAAAGAUACGUUGAAUUUCAAUUGUUCACCAGCAGCUUGAGUUACCUUUAAUGCAAUGGUGACACACGGUGGGCUGAGAGCUACCUGGUGUAGCUCCUGAGGCCUCUCUUUUCCUUCCUUCCUUCCUUAGUAACUUGAUUGAUUACAGUAAUAUCACAGAUUACCUGAACCCCCUUCCUUUAUAACUAGAUCCUCCUUCCUUCCACAUUUAAUUGCUAUUAGUGUGAAGAAACUGUUGAAAUGGGCAUUUUAAUAUAAGUAUGGCUUAAAAAGAGAAAAAUGAGGAAAAAGCAACAAAAAAAAAAACCAUAUAGAAGGUUAUCUGUGGGUCUGUGAGAUAUGGCUGUGGAAAGAUAUUGUAGUAGUUUUAACACUAUUGUUAUUACCUUUUAAAUCAUUUACCCAAUAAAAUACAGAAGA
Colius striatus (speckled mousebird) is the source of this 5686-nucleotide messenger RNA. It is a transcript of the gene AMMECR1, whose product is annotated as AMMECR nuclear protein 1. Gene Ontology annotation, cellular component: nucleus. The transcript has 7 exons. Bases 1 to 1353 code for a protein of 450 amino acids. The record is from RefSeq and is a predicted model, not a curated record. NCBI's taxonomy places the organism in Eukaryota, Metazoa, Chordata, Aves, Coliiformes, Coliidae.